AUGGAGUCUCACUACCAAAAGACCAAGGUUGUGUUCAUAAUGGGAGCCACCGGAGUCGGAAAAUCCCAGCUCUCCGUGGACAUUGCAACCCGUUUUCCGGCAGAGAUUAUCAACUCUGACAAAAUGCAGGUGUACAAGGGACUUGACAUUGUCACCAACAAGUCUUCUGUUUCGGAGAGGCGAGGCGUGCCCCACCAUUUGCUCGGGGAGUUUGAGCCGGACACCGACUUCACUGCUCAUGACUUCUGCCGCCAUGCAGGUUCCGCCAUUGAGCGGAUAGUGAAGUCGGGACAAGUUCCGAUCAUCGUUGGAGGAUCCAAUUCCUACAUUGAAGCACUUGUGGAGGACCCGUCCUUCAACUUCAAGUCUAAAUAUGACUGUUGCUUUAUAUGGGUUGAUGUUUCAUUGCCUGUGUUGCACUAUUCUGUGGCAAAACGGGUUGAUGAUAUGGUCCGUGCAGGGCUUGUUGAAGAGGUACGAAAAAUGUAUGUCCCCGAGGCGGAUUACACUAGGGGCAUUCGUAGGUCAAUUGGGGUGCCAGAAAUGGACAAGUAUUUUAGGGCCGAGAAGGACAUGGACCGGACAAGCAAGGAGAUGUUGCUCAAAGCUUCCAUUGAAGAGAUUAAGAAUAAUACUUGUAAAUUAGUCAAUUGCCAACUUGGUAAGAUCCAACGGAUGAGGUACGAGCUCGGGUGGCUGUUGCAUCGCAUUGAUGCUACCCCCGUGUUUGAAAAAUGCGGGGAAAAAUGCGGAAAAAAGGCCAAGGAUGCUUGGGAGGAUCUAGUGAUUCAACCGACGCUGGACAUAUUGAACGAUUUCUUUAGAGAGAACGAGAUAUUCGUUGCGAACGACACCAUGAUCAUCCCUACCACCAUGAUUCAGCCUAUGGGCCAGCUGCAAGUUUCAAUUUAG
Messenger RNA from Cornus florida, 912 nucleotides. RefSeq names its product adenylate isopentenyltransferase 3, chloroplastic-like. Gene Ontology annotation, cellular component: mitochondrion. Gene Ontology annotation, molecular function: tRNA dimethylallyltransferase activity. The transcript is spliced from 2 exons. Bases 1 to 912 code for a protein of 303 amino acids. Lineage: Eukaryota; Viridiplantae; Streptophyta; Magnoliopsida; Cornales; Cornaceae. The record is from RefSeq and is a predicted model, not a curated record. Gene Ontology annotation, biological process: tRNA modification; cytokinin biosynthetic process.